AUGGAAGAUGUCAUAAGCGGUGUCGCUGUCGACUUUUUACUGGAUAAAGCUCGGGUUGAGAUGGAAAGAGGUGGAUAUGAGACGACAAGAACCGAGUUGAGGGAGAAGCAGGUCAAAUUGAAACUGGCAACCGAUAAGAAGGUUCAGGAGGAUAUUGUGAAGAAAGACGAGGAGACAAUUCGACGUCUGGAACAAAGAAAUAAGGAGUUGACUGAAGCUCUGGAGAACGGAUUGGACAGGAAAUCUUGGAAUGAGUGUGAACUGUGCUCACAAGAAUUCAAGGACGAAGGAGACAGAGUUCCGAAACUGUUGAAAUGUGGCGACACUCUGUGUUGGGGAUGCAUCAAACAUCUCGCUAAUCCGGACUUCCUUAUAUGUCCGUUUGAUGGAACCGUCUUUGCCUUCACCGAGUUUAAUAACAUCAAUCAUCUUCACAAAAAUUUGAAAGUCUUGUAA
Caenorhabditis remanei is the source of this 456-nucleotide messenger RNA. RefSeq lists its product as uncharacterized. Lineage: Eukaryota; Metazoa; Nematoda; Chromadorea; Rhabditida; Rhabditidae. Bases 1 to 456 code for a protein of 151 amino acids. The record is from RefSeq and is a predicted model, not a curated record. The transcript is spliced from 2 exons.